UUGAUGUAGCUCAUGUCGAUUUGAGAGAAGUUUACUCAUUGCACGGAUAUGAGCCGCCCUUAUCGCAAUCGAACGCGAUACAGGCAACAUCCCUACAAACAUUGGACAGAAUCGAGCGCUGUCAAGCAAGAAAGAGUGUUUGAAGAUAAGAACUUUUCAUCAUCACCGUAUCCAACUUCUGCACCAGAUAAUGGCGGUAAAAGUCAACUGCCAGGUUGGGAUUACCUUCUGCGUCGCAAAGCUGAAAGUAUUAACGAUCGCAUUCUCAAGAGUAAAGCAUCAGAAUCUUAUGGUGGAACAUCUUAUAGUGGAGCUUAUGAGGUAUCGUCACAGUUUGUAAUCAAACAGGAGCCAGGUAAUCCAACUGUAAGAGAACAAUAUAGUUAUUCAGCGUUAUCAUGGACAACUUGUAAUGACCGUGCUCACGAUUAUGCUCAAAAGGGAAAGUUUUGGAUUGAAAGGACAGCAGAGAGAAACAUCCUGGAACCUGAAGCUAGACAAUCGCGUUCCGAUCGACUGGCUGAUGCUUAUGAGAAUCACCAGACGCGCAAAGUUAAAUUCGAACAUCCUUUGGGGUUCCGUGAAAGCCGUCAUUCCAAUUACUCAGCUACAAGUUCUGGUCAAGGUAGUCAUCUGACGGUCGAAAAAUUGAUUUCUAACAUUCGAAGGGCUGUUGCUUCAAAUCCAAAUUUUAAGAGAAACGUAGUAGAUUCCGUAUGCAGUCAGACAUCAGGGAAUGGCAAGAAACAAAGUAGCAUUUCAGAUAAAAGUGUUGAGACAUGUACAACAAGUUCUGAAUUAAGAAACCCUGUUACUCAAGGGUCUGAGGAAACAUUGACCUGUAAUUUGCCUCAAAAUACUGGUGAUGAAGUCAAGCAUGGUACCAUGAUGGACAAUAAUGAAGAAGUUGAACAUGGUUCUAUGUUAAACAAGACUAGUGACGUAGCAAAUGGCAGGAGAAAAAUAAACCAUGUCUCAAAGCCAGAUAUGAGGAGAAAUAAGCAUAAUCCUGGAGGAGGGAAGACUCUUAUCCAUACUUUGCCUUAUCCAGCCGAAGGUGUUGAAGUGCAAUACACCAAAGACCCAGUUGAAGCAGAGGCUUGGUUAAAGAAUAAUGUUAUUGAUUGUUCUGCACAAGCAGUUGGUUUAGACAUUGAGUGGAAGCCCCAACUGAAAAGGAAGAAGGACGGAGGAGUAGAAAACAAGACUGCAGUGUUGCAGCUGAGUGUUGAAGGAUCAUGUUUGGUUUUGCACCUUUGCCAUAUGGAGUCAAAACCAGUGUUGUUGAGGAAUGUUUUGAGUAACAAGUUGAUCUUAAAAGUUGGAAGUGGAAUUUUACAAGAUGUAACAAAGCUAAAUCGUGACACAGGACUUAGUUGCAAGGGGCUUAUGGAUACACAGAAAAUGGCCAAGUCAAUUGGUAUUCCUGUUUCACAGAAGCUAGGGCUUAAAGCUCUUGCCAAACAUUUCCUUGGAAUUGACCUGGAAAAACCAAAGUCAGUGUCCAUGAGCAAUUGGGAGAGAUUUCCCUUGAGACUUAAACAAAUUCACUAUGCUGCAUUAGAUGCAUGGAUUGGAUUGAAAAUUUACCUGCACAUGAAAAUGGUAAAGGGCCAAGAACAAGUGUUUAUGGAGGAGGAUGAUGAGGAGAAGCAUGUAAAAACUCUCCAGUGUCAAGUGUGUGGCAAAAAGGUUAAAGGUCAAGAUAGCCUGAAUAAACACAGCACAAUUCAUCCUCAGUGCAAAUGUGGACAGAUUUUUUUGUCGGAAAUUUCCAAGAAGCACAAGAAGAAGUGUCCUUUUGGUAGGGCUUUGGUGCAAGAAGGUCAAACUGAUGAUGAUGUCACAGUUUGGUGCCAGGGCUGUGGAAAGAAGUGCAAGAAUGAAGAAGUAUUCAAGAGGCAUGUAAGAGAAGUAGGGCAUGUGCAAUGUCCAUUUUGUAACAGGUUACUUCAAAACUCACAAAGCAUUAAACAUAUUCAGAGGUGCAAAAAUAUAAACUGAAAGUAGUUCUGAGUUGAUCUCUGGAACAUGCUAUUGAGCUUGUGUUUUGUUUUCUUAGAUUGUUAUUUGUUGAAUUUUCUUAUCUAGAAUCAUUUAUUUGCAGAAAACUUGUAUCUUGUUGCAUUAGAUGGAAUGGGGAAAGAUUGUGGCAUGUUAUUCUUCUCAGAAUAACCCUUCAUUUAAAUUCUGGUGUGAAUCAAAAUAUGAAAUAAAGGUUAUUUUUGUAUUUCA
Messenger RNA from Pocillopora damicornis (cauliflower coral), 2235 nucleotides. RefSeq lists its product as uncharacterized. The record is from RefSeq and is a predicted model, not a curated record. Gene Ontology annotation, biological process: nucleobase-containing compound metabolic process. Gene Ontology annotation, molecular function: 3'-5' exonuclease activity; nucleic acid binding. Lineage: Eukaryota; Metazoa; Cnidaria; Anthozoa; Scleractinia; Pocilloporidae.